Messenger RNA from Petromyzon marinus (sea lamprey), 1498 nucleotides. It is a transcript of the gene LIN37, whose product is annotated as lin-37 DREAM MuvB core complex component. Gene Ontology annotation, biological process: negative regulation of transcription by RNA polymerase II. The record is from RefSeq and is a predicted model, not a curated record. Lineage: Eukaryota; Metazoa; Chordata; Hyperoartia; Petromyzontiformes; Petromyzontidae. Gene Ontology annotation, cellular component: Myb complex; transcription repressor complex.
GCGUUCGCGGCCGCGAUUGAUGAGUUCCAAAUUAUCCCCUCGAGUGGCGCGUACGAACUUCAACCGCGGGCGCGAGGAACGGCGGCUCGCCGCAAGGCCUAGUUACGACCGCGAGCCUCGGUCUCGCCUGAGCCGCCUACCAAAUUCCGGGGGGGCGGCGCGGCCCCGUGGGGCGGAGGGUAGCGAGCCCAUUCCCCUGUUUCAAAUUGGCCGCCUUUUCGCGGCUGCUGAAUGAGUCCAAUUGUUUUAGUUUCUUAAUUGUAGUAACACACCAAUGAAUCACCCUAAUUCGGGACCGAAACCUCAUCUGGAGAGUUGAAUGAAGUCGGUAAUUCCUCAACGAGUCUCGACACGAUUUCAAUGAGGGUUUUGAAUUGGGUUGUUUGGUUGCUUCGGAUGAGAUUUAUUUCAUGUACAAAACAACUGAAGUACGUGAAGACAACUUGGUGCGCAUACGAGAUAACGCGCAAACGUUUGCAGACACAUCAUUACAAACACACGCCUAGUCGCAAGACGUCAUUCUAAAGCACUGCGUGACUAAAACAUCUACCGAUCUUAAUUGGCCUAUACCCAAGAAAAUGUCAAAAAUGUCCAAUGUUCGAGUUAAGGUGGAAAAAGACGGGGAGCCUUCAGCUGCACGAAACAAGCUGGAUGCAGUGCUGCAGUUCCUUGUAGAGAAAAAUGACCAGGAAAGAGAACAAGAAGAAGGUGAACAUAGACUGGGUCAGAAUGAAUUCAACACCAAGGACACGUCACCUACUGGCAUCAAACGAAGCACAAGAUUCCCCCAUCAAAAACGGAAGAGGAGAAAGGAUAUGGAUGAUUUCAUUUCAGAAAACAGCCAUCCAAAACAGAACACGUACGUGAUGAAGUUGUUUGACCGGAGUGUGGACCUUGCUCGGUUCAACGAGACGACGCCCCUCUAUCCCAUCUGCCGUGCGUGGAUGAGCAACAACCCCGGGCACAAGGAUGAUGGCACUGGCCUCACCACCAUCACCGAUUCCACCGAAAACGACAAUACAGGCGUGACAGAAUUCCUGAACGGGGAAUGUGUGGAAGUGUUACGACUGCCUCCACCCACUCCAGCACCAACAAAUGAAAAUGGAAUUCACAUCAACUUACGCAUCCCUUCCCCCAUUCCUCAACCGGAUGAACACCUUAACAUCCGCAUGCCGGAAGAAAUGGCACCACCAAAUCCCAUUCUGCUGUACAACCACAUGGAACGAUGGAAGAAGAUCCGGCAAAAGUGGAGAGUGGCCUCCCACCACAACCAGAUGCGUUAUGCGGAAAGCAUGAAGAUACUAAAAGAGAUGUUUGACCGACAAUGAUGAUUCUUUUAAUUGUAAAUUGCAUUAUUGCAUUUUAUACAUCUACAAUCAACUGUAUAAAAAUGUCUUUAUAUACAUGCUAAUGUAUACAUCUGCUUCUGUAACAUAUUUUUCAUGUAAUAUUAUUUUUUUGAAUGUUAAGUUGACCCAAAUAAACCAUUUACAUUUUU